Epithele typhae is the source of this 669-nucleotide messenger RNA. RefSeq lists its product as uncharacterized. The record is from RefSeq and is a predicted model, not a curated record. NCBI's taxonomy places the organism in Eukaryota, Fungi, Basidiomycota, Agaricomycetes, Polyporales, Epitheliaceae. The transcript is spliced from 2 exons. Bases 1 to 669 code for a protein of 222 amino acids.
AUGGACCACGACCCGGUCCGACGUGACAUCGAUGAGGCCCUCCAGACUCAGACGAGCAUAAUCUGCGAAUUCGCCGUUUGCUCGUUGCAGCACGCGAGAGUUCCCCGAGGGGUUUUCUAUCAUCUCAACUAUGUCCGAAAGCUCGGUUUCGAGGAAACUCCGGACUACGGCUUCCUACGAGAGCUGUUCGCCAAGGUGCUCAAGAACAACGGCGACAUCGAAGACGGCGUUUACGACUGGAACCUGCUGAAUGGUAAGGCUCAUUUCCGCCCCGCCUCCCGGAUGUACCCUGGAAGACCACCGCUGCUGCGACUGGCACAUACCCCGACCUCACGAUGUACUAUGCUGCGGUACUACGACUGCGCACGCGCCGCCACCGCCGCCGCCAUGGUCUACGACCACAACUACAACCAGCAGCAACAAGCAACCGCGCCUUCCGCCGACUUCCGGAGCCAGCUGGCCCAGCACGCGACCAACUACGGGAGCCAUGCUGUCGAUUACCCACCUGCCGUGGCCACGGGGUACGACGCUAUGCAACACGCCGGCUACGAGAGCUGCGACAACCAAGAGCACAUCCCGCGCGUGCAGUCCCCGAACCACACCUUCGCAGGCCCCAGUAACAUGACCCCGCGCGCCACCUCGUGGAGCACCUCUCCGCCGCAAGUUUGA